GGGCGCUGGUCCCGCAGGCGCAACGCCGUCGACGCCUUCCGCGUCAAUGUCAUCCAUGCGCGGCAGCAGGUGCGCUCGCCCGUCACCAACAUCGCCCGCACCAGCUUCUUCCACGUCAAGCGCUCCAACAUCUGGCUGGCUGCCGUCACCAAGCAGAAUGUCAACGCCGCCAUGGUGUUCGAGUUUCUCUACAAGAUGUGUGACGUGAUGACGGCCUACUUUGGGAAGAUCAGCGAGGAGAACAUAAAGAACAACUUCGUGCUGAUCUAUGAGCUGCUGGACGAAAUCCUGGACUUUGGCUAUCCUCAGAACUCGGAAACAGGCGCCCUGAAGACCUUCAUCACUCAGCAAGGCAUCAAGAGUCAGACUAAGGAAGAGCAGUCCCAGAUCACCAGCCAGGUGACUGGACAGAUUGGAUGGAGGCGUGAAGGGAUCAAAUACCGUCGCAACGAACUCUUCCUUGAUGUGCUGGAGAGCGUGAAUCUCCUGAUGUCCCCGCAGGGUCAGGUUCUGAGUGCCCAUGUCUCUGGCAGAGUGGUGAUGAAGAGUUACCUGAGUGGAAUGCCAGAGUGCAAAUUUGGCAUGAAUGACAAGAUUGUCAUUGAAAAACAGGGCAAAGGGACUGCGGAUGAAACGGGGAAAAGUGGCAAACAGUCCAUCGCCAUCGACGACUGCACUUUCCACCAGUGUGUGAGGCUCAGCAAGUUUGAUUCCGAGAGGAGCAUCAGCUUCAUUCCACCAGAUGGAGAGUUUGAGCUCAUGAGAUACCGAACCACUAAGGACAUUAUCCUUCCCUUCCGUGUGAUCCCACUGGUGCGGGAGGUGGGUCGGACCAAGCUGGAAGUGAAGGUGGUGAUCAAAUCAAAUUUCAAACCUUCCUUGCUGGCCCAGAAGAUAGAGGUCCGGAUCCCAACACCCCUCAACACCAGCGGAGUGCAGGUCAUCUGUAUGAAAGGGAAGGCAAAGUACAAGGCCAGUGAGAACGCCAUUGUCUGGAAGAUAAAACGUAUGGCUGGAAUGAAGGAAUCCCAGAUCAGUGCGGAGAUUGAACUGCUGCCCACCAAUGACAAGAAGAAGUGGGCUCGGCCCCCGAUCUCCAUGAACUUCGAGGUCCCUUUUGCACCCUCUGGGCUGAAGGUGCGCUACCUGAAAGUCUUUGAGCCAAAGCUGAACUACAGUGACCACGAUGUGAUAAAAUGGGUGAGGUACAUUGGCAGGAGUGGGAUCUACGAGACCAGAUGCUAGCCCCAGCAGGCUGGCGGGCCCCCUCUUCUCCAAGCCAUCCUCCGCCUCUCCUCAGUCUUCAGCUACAUUCAGAGAA
This is a messenger RNA of Merops nubicus (carmine bee-eater), 1321 nucleotides long. It is a transcript of the gene AP2M1, whose product is annotated as adaptor-related protein complex 2, mu 1 subunit. Gene Ontology annotation, molecular function: clathrin-cargo adaptor activity. The annotation marks the transcript as partial. The transcript has 9 exons. Lineage: Eukaryota; Metazoa; Chordata; Aves; Coraciiformes; Meropidae. Gene Ontology annotation, biological process: intracellular protein transport; clathrin-dependent endocytosis. The record is from RefSeq and is a predicted model, not a curated record. Gene Ontology annotation, cellular component: AP-2 adaptor complex; cytoplasmic vesicle.